UUUCGUCAAAGUGUAUAGAAAUAAUGUCUAAAUCAGAUAUCUAGAAAUCAGUACUCGAGACCAGAUCCCAUCCGUUUUCGACAUACAGAGUCUUCCAGAAUAUCUUUCCUUGCUCACUGCGGCAAUGGCUUUCACGCGUGCAGCGUCAAUUUCCCUUCUGCAGACAGGUCCUUUCAAACUGUCUGCCCGAGUUGUCACUCUUAGAACAGCAGCUGUUGUGUCUGUCUCUGUAUCAUCUCAACAGUGUCGUUACAAUGCGACUGUUCCUUUCCGCCUCCCAAACCCUCGCAAUGAACCCAACCCGCAAUACAGGCCAGGGUCUCCAGAAAGAGCAGCUGUUGAGAAAUCCUUGAAGCGCCUCAGGUCACAGCUCCCGUUACGCAGCUCCAUCAUGUACAAUAACACCACUCAGAAGAUUCAUGCCUCCGAGGCCCAGGUCAUGCCGUCUGAGCACGCCACCGUCUUCACACACUACCCCCUCAGCACCGAGCAUCAAGUCGCCGAGGCCAUUGAUGCAGCUCUCGCUGCUAAGCAGGCGUGGCAAGAUACCCCCUUUGUCGACCGUGCCGCCAUCUUCCUGCGCGCAGCAGAGCUCGUCACUGGCAAGUAUCGCCACGACAUAAUCGCUGCGACGAUGCUGGGACAGGGCAAAAACAUCUGGCAGGCGGAGAUCGACGCCGCCGCCGAGCUGGCUGAUUUCUUCCGGCUCAACACCAAUUAUGCCGCCGAGCUGCUGUCGAGGCAGCCCAGCAGGGGCGCGGACGGGGUGUGGUCGCGCAUGGAUUAUCGGCCCCUAGAGGGCUUCGUCUACGCCGUCUCGCCCUUCAACUUCACCGCGCUGGGCGGCAGCCUCAUCAGUGGCCCUGCCCUGAUGGGGAACGUGGUUCUAUGGAAGCCCUCUCAGUACAAUAUCUACCCCAGCACGAUGAUUUACAACAUCCUCAUCGAAGCCGGCCUCCCCCCCAACGUGGUUCAAUUCAUCCCCGGCGACGCCGUCAAAAUUACAGAGCAGGUGCUCCAGCAUCGUGACUUUGCAGGUCUGAACUUUAUCGGAUCAAGCGACGUUUUCAGAAGCAUCUAUGGCAAAGUAGGUCAGGGUAUCGCCGAGAAGCGCUACCGCGAGUUUCCUCGUGUUGUUGGUGAGACUAGUGGCAAGAAUUUCCAGCUUCUGCACCCAACAGCCGAUGUAUCCAGUGCAGUAAAUCACACGAUACGCGGUGCGUUCGAGUAUCAGGGACAAAAGUGCUCUGCAACCUCGCGUGUGUACAUUCCUGCGAGCUUGGAAAAAGAGUACAUCUCGAGCCUCCAGAGCAAAGUCAAACAGAUCACCAUGGGCAGUCCAGACAAGGAUCUCUCCGCUUUCAUGGGGCCUGUUAUUCACAAACAUUCCUUCGACAAGAUCAAGAACAUCAUUGACGCAUCGAACAAGGAUCCGUCCUUGAAGCUGAUCGCUGGUGGGACGUACGAUGGAUCAGUUGGGUACUAUGUCCAUCCCACCGUGUAUCAGGCUGAGUCGCCGGACCAUGAGCUGUUCAACCAAGAGAUCUUUGGACCCGUGUUGGCAGUCUACGUGUAUCCCGAUCACGAGUACUCCGCUGUGCUGAAGAAGGUCGAUCAAGCAGGUGGUGGCUUGGCAUUGACCGGUGCCGUCUUCGCCAACUCUCGCACAGCAAUUCGCGAAGCUGAAGAUGCUUUGCGGUAUUCGGCGGGCAAUUUCUACAUCAAUUGCAAGACAACCGCUGCUGUCAUCGGACAGCAGUCAUUUGGAGGUGCUCGGGGGAGCGGUACAAACGACAAAGCAGGGAGCUCGGAUGUUCUGAGGAGAUUCACGAGUCCAAGGUUGAUUAAGGAGGAGUUUUCCCCGGCAACUGGUUUCACGUAUCCGAGCAACAUGUAGAUGAAUGCGUUGAGGCUCAUAUGAUGGGUCAGCCAAGUAACACUCAAUUCUGUCAGAUGCGUUACUGCGGAAAGAAAUGUCCUUGACGAUGCCAUUGCUGUCAUAUUGUAUACCACUUUCCGAAUUUACACUGCAUCCUUUGAUGUACAAUGUCACCUACGUAAUAUCCAUGGGA
Molecule: messenger RNA, 2072 nt
Organism: Emericellopsis atlantica
Lineage: Eukaryota; Fungi; Ascomycota; Sordariomycetes; Hypocreales; Bionectriaceae
Product: delta-1-pyrroline-5-carboxylate dehydrogenase
Exons: 3
Coding region: 125-1897 (590 amino acids)
Cellular component (GO): mitochondrial matrix
Molecular function (GO): L-glutamate gamma-semialdehyde dehydrogenase (NAD+) activity
Source: RefSeq, a predicted model, not a curated record